AGUAUGGAGAGAUAGUAGAUUCAGUGAUAAUGAAAGAUCGAAACACAAACAAGCCAAGAGGGUUUGGAUUCAUCACCUACAAAGACGCUGCAGUUGUUGACCAAGUCAUCGAGGACACACAUGUUUUUAAUGGAAAAACGUUUCAUCCUUGGAGACUGGCUGCAGGGAGGCUUAAGAUACAUCUGUGGUGCUCAUUGUCACGGUGUUUUAAAUUUCGUUGGGUGCUGUCAGCUAGCAGGUGAUAUUAUAUUUAUUGUUGUUCGAUAUGAUCAUUCUAUUCUAUUCUAUUCUAUUGUAUUCUAUUGGUAGUUGUUCGUUGAGGCACCGGUUUCACAGGCUUGAAGGCAAUCUAUUUAUUCUUUUUGGGUACUGAAUUUGUGGGGUUCACCCCCGGCAUGUUUUCUUUUGGUUUGUGGUGUUCAUGCAUGAGUUGUCUGGCGACAUCCAUCCGUCCGCUGCUGAUCCGACGAUCAGGAGGGCAACAACUGACGGAAGGGCCGUUCCUGUAUGUGACGCCAUCUGCAGCGGGCGUUUCGGGUCAUCAUAGUGGGCCGUCUCUCCUCGCUUCUCUCUCAUUUCCGUUUUUGCAAGCUGCCGAGCUUCGCACAAGUCGCCUCUUCCUCUGCUUCUUUGAAUCGCAUUCGAUAACGGGCGAGGUAGAUCGAGGAGUCUAGUGGGAUCGGUCACUUGCGAGGAGCCAUGAAUAACAGAAGUGAGGAGAUUGCGACCUCAGAUCAAUGCGAGAAGAGGAACAAGGCGUUCGGACGAGUCGGCGGCGGAAGGAGAUGCACCAGGCCAAAACCCAGCUUGGCUCCGCGAUAGGGCAGAGAAACAGUUUGCUGGAAAUAGAGUGUUGCAUCCGAUCCCAGAUACUGGAGUUUCUCCGACAGGAAAUGACCAGCACACCACUGGAAUAGAAGAAAUAGUACACGUAGGGUCCCCGGAGAAAGCAACUGUUGAAGCAGCAGAUUCUGCUAAAUUAUCUCCCACCAGAGCUAUUCAUUGAGCCUACUAUAUUUCUUGUGGGCAACCGAAUGAUCAACCAUUUAGCAGACGAAAUUAACUGGAUUUAGUUUUCUCCCUUGAUUAACAGUGAUACAACUCUUAAGCAGAAGAUGCUGCUUCAAUAACUCUAUUUUACUCUUGAAGAUAUCUUGGGGAUCCAUAGUGAGCUUUUCAUUUUAGAGGAGAGAACCAUAUCUUGUUAAAGGCUCAGGUUCUUGCUAUUAGAGGUCGUCCACACACACAAAAAAAAAGUUCAACCGUUGAAAAAUUGGUACUCUACUGUUCCUGCUUUUCAAGUAGUUGAAGAUGAGGAUGGAUGACGAGAAUGAUAUCUUCACCGUAGCUCAAAGUAUCACUGAGCUUUCUUCUCUGAAGAAACUUGAUACUUGCCUUGAAGGAUUGGUCCGAGUGGAUAUCUAAGUUGCCACAAAGUGAUGAAAGAGCCUAUUCUGUGUGGUAUGGCCACUUUAGCCUCGAGGAUCGUCCUAGUUAACUUGUACCUAAUUGUUAGAUGCUCUUAUCUGUUUUGAUAAGAAAGUCAAAUGUUUUGGAAUUUGGAGAAUCAGCAAAAGCUAUAAUCUCGUUACAAUAGGGAAACAGUCCACAAUCACCCAUGACAUAGCCUCGUGUUCCUGGGACCUUUGCUGGUCCAUCUAUCUAACCAUACUUGGCUGUGCUCACACUACCUUUUCUUGGACAAAAUGCAUUGCUGGAUUCUAAUUGAUGAGUGAGAGAGUGGGACAAUUGUAGGAUGGUUUGUACAAGGAUAUGCAAUUGCAAUUGGAUGCAUCUGAUAGAAUUGUUCCCAACUAUCAUCGUCAGACUGAUAUGUGUAACCAAUCAGAGGAAAAGAUGGUAAGGGCGAUGGAAUUGAGUUUGUUCGGAUUAACUAUGCUAGAGCUAGCCAGACGUUCUUGAAAUUUGUCAUCUGUAAUAUAAGCUCUGAUUGUGACAUUUUAUUCCUAUAUAAAAUGGUCAGACAUAUCCCGUCAAUGCUCUUGCAUCAUUUACUCAGCACAUGCUUAUGAUGCUGACUUUGUGUUGAUCCCUACUAUUGACAUUCCUUUGCUCUUUGGUACAUAUAUCAGGACAUAUUUGCUUAUGUUAAAUGUAUCAUGCCUGUGGUAUAUGCUGCACAUCCUAAAAGUUGUUAGCGGAUGUUGCACAAGCAUUAUGUCGUGAAUUAUUUUUUUCGAUACAUAAAAAUCAUCAAAAUCAUAAUACCUCUGCUUUAUUUAGAUAUGACCAGAACGCAUAUGCUGAGUCAUGAAAAUUAUAAUUUUUAGUCAAAAAAAAGGGAUUCAUGAGAAAUAAUCCAGGGCAAAAGAAUGUUAAUAAUUCAAAAACAUUGGGUAAAAAAGGAUCUAGAUUCGAGUGAUGAAAUGUUUUGUUGCUGUAGGUCAUGUUAAGUCAAGACACAUCAUUCCUUUGAUGGAAGUUGAAAACAAUAUAAAUCAUAUUCCGGCUAUCAGCUUAAGCAUAUAGAUGGAUCAAGAAAGUUCUUUUUAGGAGGUUGUUGUUGAGUUCAGAUCUCCAUGUAAUUUCAUUGAAGCUAUCACCAUAAUGAUUUUCAAGAGCGGAAAUAGGUAUUUCUGUUGGAGUUAUCACCAUAUUGAUUUUCAUGAGUGCAAACAGGGACCAAAAUAUUAUAUUUAUAAAAGUAAUGCAAAGAGUACGGUGAUGAAGAAUAAUUGUUUAUACUAUGCAGAGAUUGAUUGUAGGGCACAUAAAUAUAGAACUUCAUGCUUGGAAAAUAGCUGAGAUAAGUGAGAGAUGCUCAUAGGUGCAUAUAUGACUAUUAACUUUAAAUUUAAAAAUAAAAAGGAUGGCCUUAGUUUUCAUCAGUUUUGAAUAAAAUUAAAACGUGUACCUUUUGUGUGAUGGACUGCUCCUGAGCUGGAGAAGAUAAAAAAAUGGAAAUUUGGGUGUUGGGAAGUCAUGCAUCAAGGAGACGUACUCUAAUUUAUCUGUGGGUAUGGCCUGACACCCAAAUCUUGAACCAAAACUGAGCCACUUCUAGGGAUACUUGUCCCACUUGAAUGCGACAUUUACUCAGGGAUGUCCUAUCUGCUGCUUUCCUAUGAACGAUAACUAUCCAGUGGAAGCAGCAAUGACAAACUUCUUAUCCCGUUGGUGCCCACAUGUUACCAUUAUUCUCUGUUAUCCCAUGUAGAAAAACACAAGCCAACAAGAGAGAGAGAGAGAGAGAGAGAGAGAGAGGGAGGCUGUUUUGUUACCCAAAAUCAUUCAAAGCAUCAUGUUUCGUUAUUAAAUGUGCUCCUCCCACUCUUUUCUUGUUCUUCCUUUCAUUGUUUAUGGUGUUGAAGGACCAUUAGUCUGGAGAUGUAGCAGCACCAUAAAAAUUUCAUCUCAAUUAUGCUUGAAUGAGGAUCAGAUUUGUCUAGGUCCCACUUCAUUCAAUGUGCAAAGCUGUAGGAGUAUAUGAAUGAAACGGUGCAAAGCAUCAUCAGUGCAACCACGAGAACAUAUUGGAUUCUUUCCAGUCUAUUCAUUCGCCUCCAUUUCCUUUAGUUAAUAUGAUUUAAAUUGAUGCUGACUCCUAUACCAUUUCAGGCAGGUUUGUUCUGGUUCACAACACAUUAUUUACAUUUCACUAUCGAUCAACUCCUCAUUUAUCUCCCGCGGCAAUAUGUGUACAAUAAUGGUCUGCCAUAGGAUGUAAUAUGAUUUUGUUGUCUGUCAUACCAUUAAUUAUGUCUGUCAUAGGAUGUAAUAUGAUUUUGUUGUCUGUCAUACCAUUAAUAUGAUUUUGAUGUUCUAUUAUUAUCCAUUAAUUUUGUUGUCUGUCAUACCUUAUCAUACAAUCACUAGAUUGAUAUCAUUUUGUUGAAUACGAGUUAGUGGUUCGUAGUUGUCGGCGUCUUGUCUCUUACUGUUACGUAUUUUAUUGAUCAUUUAUGUUCUUUCUAUUCAAAUAUGCAGUUGGCUGUGGAUAGCCAAUAGCUUACAACUCAAAACAGGUCCAAGUUUUUUAUGUCCAGCUACCACCCACCCGUAGUAUAGAUAGAUAGAUAGAUAGAUAGAUAGAUAGAUAGAUAGAUAGCAUCAGAAAUUUAGAUUUUACAACCGGAAAAAUCAGAUUUAGUUUCCUCAUCGACACUAGUAAAAGUCUGUUCAUACCUUGUAAAUGGUAGGAGUUCUAUACGAGCCACAACUUUCCAAGUCGUUGUAUGACUUUGAUAAACAAAAUACGACGUGAUAAUAGGUUACUUUACGUCAACAAGAGGCUAAAGAAAACAUCUGGCGUGAAAUAUUAGUUUCUUGUUUGACCAACCUUUCCUUAGUUAUGAGAUGGAUUACGUAAUGUACAUCUAUCAGAGCACCGGCUUUCCAACCUGCAGAUUUGGUAGGAGAGACAUGGAGUCACAAUACGAGCGAGUUGGUGGAAGCCACUAUUAGAUUAUAAUAUCGGUGAGGAAGCCAUAUGGCAGUGAAACUCUAUAAAUAGUGAUGUAAUCAUUUCUUUUCGAUAGAUAAUAAGAUAUUAUUAAAUAUUUUGACAAACCCUAGGAGGCCGAUCCCUUCGAAGUGAUAAUCUCUUUUCUCCCCUUUCUUCCAUGAUAAAAUCCUAGGGUCUUAUCAGUUGACUUCCUUCAUGCGGCUUGGGUAUUUUACCAAGUUACACCUAAAUUACUUCACUCUUCAAUUUGUAUUGAGUUGAAUGUGGCCCUCACACCCACCAUUACACGCGUCAGCCUUUCAUUGAGUUCGAUCUUCAUAUCGACUCCAAGUGUGCCUUCAUUUGUGUUGCCUUGGGUCACUCCCUUACUUGAUUUCGUAAUACAUCCUCCAAUACAUUAUUUCAAGCGAGAUCAUGCGACGACUUCUCGUGGCUAGCUCGGUCCGUUGAGCUUUGUGGAGUUGUUGUCUUGAGGUACUCCUCCUCAACAUGUACGGUAUGUUGCACAUGAUUCUCUCUCUGGAGAAUCGGGACUAAUCCCUCCAAGGUAUGUAUCCCAUUGGAGUAACUUUCUUCUUCGCAUCCUUUCCUCUAGAAGUUUCGAAGACCACCAUCCCCCUUAGACUAUUUCUCUUUGCUAAACAAAUUGUGUAUUAUUCUGCCUCACUUGCUAAAUCUGGUAUUCAAAGUGUCAAGAUUCUGAAGUUUUUUUUGCAAGUGCUCUUAACAUAUUGGCAAAAAGCCAAGUGCUUUCGCAUUAGCAUCAUGGUGAGUGCAGUCUCCUUUUUUAUCACCGUUUUCGGGUGGCAGUGUGGUUCAUCGGUGGCAGUGGCAGCUCGAUCCAGGGGUUGAGAUCAUAAAUAUCAGAGAAGGUAGGGUUCAAAUUUAGUUGGAAUUAUGGGUUUCUCCAAUAGAAAGGUGGGGAUGCAUAGGGGCCGCGUGACGAGAUCUGUGAGCCGGACGAUUUAGAUGGCCAGCCCGGUUUCGAUACAGGGGCAUAUGAGUCAUUCGGAGGUGAGGAGAGGAUGUUUCUGCAAAUUCUCGCUUUUCAUUCCCCGGUCACAUCUCUCUUCUGUGGAUGCUGAGGACGGAGGUGGACAGGUAGAGUUCCAUCUCAUCUCAUCAGGCAAGAAGGACCCCUAAGACUUGUGAUCUCUGCAAACUUCUACGGGAAGCACGCUCCUUUCCAUCAGCCGAGAGGAACCCUAAAUCUGCGAUCUUUGGAAACUAGGUAGGGGACGGGAGAUUUCCGGGGAUCAAUUUUCCGUCUGCGCUAGCAACGUCCUUUGAUCGCACUCGCUGCCGCGAUUCGUGCUAUGAAAACCCUAUAUUGACUGGGGUUUGGAUUCUUAUCGUCUUCUGCUUAAAAAGAUUGGAUCUUUCUGUGGAUUGUUUGUUCGGCGAUCUUUUACCUGCAGAAAUUUCUCUACUGCAUUUACUAAUGGGGAGAAGUGAAGAAUUUAUUCAGAUCAAUGAAGCACAUCCACUCUGAUAUUUACCUAGUAGUUAUAAACCCGAGUGUUCAGAUUGAUGGCUUCCAAGACAGUUUCCAUACCUUUCAUGGAACAGCAACACAAAAUACCUGAUGUUCAAGUUCUAGAAAAAGCUGCUUUGCAGCCUCCUUCUUUACGGGUACCUAACACAAACAAAUUGGAAUCUGAUACACCAAGAAAGUUGCCAAAGUCUGUGCUUCAGAGCACAUCAGAGCAUAAAACCGAAGAAGUGUUGGUGGACCAAAUUUUGAAUCACCAACCAAAGGAGUCUUAUAACAUUUCAACUACUAAAGUUACCAUAAAGGUUGCCAAAUCUCUAGAUCAUGGUGUCUUGGUUGCAUCCUCCAAUAAUCCGAAGCAAUCCGGCCGACAGGCUGAUUCUGUGGAUGGCACAGUGACUUUGGAUGCCAGCAGAUCUCAAGAAAAGAAAAACUUAGAGCAGUGCAGUGAGAAAAAUAGCUCAUCUUCUGCCAAAAUCAGUGAUGGCACUUGCAGUUUGACAAAAACUAGUGGGAGUGCCAAAAUAAGUGAUCGGAUUGAUAGCGGCAAGAGUAGUAUGUGCAGAGCUAGUACAAGCAGUGAUGUUAGUGAUGAUAGCACUUGUAGCAGCAUAAGCAGCAGCAUUAGCAAGCCUCACAAAGCAAAUGAUUCAAGAUGGGAAGCAAUUCAAGCUAUGAGGGCUAGAGAUGGGGUUCUCGGUUUGAGCCAUUUCCGGCUAUUAAAAAAGCUGGGUUGCGGAGAUAUAGGCAGUGUGUAUUUGUCAGAGUUGUGUGGGACUAAGUGUUAUUUUGCAAUGAAGGUCAUGGAUAAAGGAUCUCUAGCUAGUCGUAAGAAGCUGCUCAGAGCCCAGACAGAAAGGGAGAUAUUGCAAUGCCUAGAUCACCCAUUUCUUCCAACAUUGUAUACUCACUUUGAGACAGACAAAUUUUCCUGCUUGGUGAUGGAGUUUUGUCCUGGAGGAGAUUUGCACAUACUCAGACAGAGACAGCCUGGAAAAUAUUUCUCAGAACAAGCUACCAAAUUUUAUGUAGCAGAGGUUCUCCUUGCUCUGGAAUACCUGCACAUGCUGGGUAUCGUCUACCGUGACCUCAAGCCUGAGAAUGUGCUUGUUCGAGAAGAUGGCCACAUCAUGCUCUCUGACUUUGACCUCUCACUCCGUUGUGCUGUUAGCCCCACCCUCAUCAAAUCCUCCCACCUCAACUCGGACUCCAAACGUAGUAAUCCUCUCUACUGUGUUCAACCUGCUUGUAUCGAACCAUCCUGUGUCCAGCCUUCUUGUGUGGCCCUCUCCCCUCGAUUAUUCUCCUUGAAGUCGAAGAAGGAGCAGAAACAGAAGGUUGAGACUGGAAAACAGGUCAGUGCACUUCCAGAGCUCAUCGCGGAGCCUACCGAUGCGCGGUCAAUGUCAUUCGUUGGUACCCAUGAGUACCUGGCUCCUGAGAUCAUCAAGGGGGAAGGGCAUGGUAGUGCCGUCGAUUGGUGGACGUUUGGCAUCUUCCUCUAUGAACUUUUGUUUGGAAAGACACCCUUUAAGGGGUCAGGCAACCGGGCUACACUGUUUAACGUAGUUGGGCAACCACUGAGAUUUCCCGAGUUUCCAGUUGUGAGCUUUGGUGCUCGAGAUCUUAUCAGGGGAUUGCUUGUUAAAGAGCCACAACACCGGCUCGCUUACAAGCGUGGGGCUACGGAGAUAAAGCAACACCCAUUCUUCGAGGGUGUUAACUGGGCCUUGAUAAGAUGUGCAAGUCCACCCGAGAUCCCAAAGCCAUACGAGAUUUUUCAGCCCCCGGGGGUUGUAUCAUCGGCAAUCCAGAAGGACACCACCGCCUCUGAGAAAAGUUCUGAUAACUACCUGGAAUUUGAUUUUUUCUAGCGAGUUUUCAGAGACAGUGGAGUUUAUCGUAUUUGUGUAUCGGGCCAUGAGUAAGAGUUCCUGAAUGCCACAAGGAUCUUAGCGAUUUGCUAUACAUCUUCUGGUUCUCAAUGUGGAUGUUGUUGUCCCAAGCCAACUGUAUUGUUUUUAAAUCUGUAACCAAAUGAAUGUUGAGGAGGUGUC
Molecule: messenger RNA, 7975 nt
Organism: Musa acuminata AAA Group (dessert banana)
Lineage: Eukaryota; Viridiplantae; Streptophyta; Magnoliopsida; Zingiberales; Musaceae
Product: serine/threonine-protein kinase D6PKL1-like
Exons: 9
Coding region: 5957-7792 (611 amino acids)
Biological process (GO): protein phosphorylation
Cellular component (GO): plasma membrane; cytoplasm; nucleus
Molecular function (GO): protein serine/threonine kinase activity; ATP binding
Source: RefSeq, a predicted model, not a curated record